AUGCCGAGAGAUGAGAGGUGGGUAACUUCGAGUCUUCGGAAUUUAGAGAGGGAAUCGAAGCACUCCUUCCAAGGCAUGAUGAACAUCGGGUGCACGACCUUCGAGGAGAAGGGUCCAUUGCGACAGCAGGAAGCUGGGACAUCCCGGUGUUGCUGUGACCUGUCCUCUAUAAUAUUUAGCGUCUUCGGUCCACUCUUCAUAACAUUGGAGACCAUGGGUAGAACUGAGCCCGUUCAGGGACUCCUCACUCUCCGCCUCUUCGGAUCUCGCUCAUCUGCGCAAACUUCUACACAACUUCCUUUCCUUUUCGACGGAGGAUUCGCUUGGCUCUGGACUAGGGGCGCGGGAUUGAUUUCCCAAUCUCCCUCCAUCAUUGUUGGUUCCUCCCUCAUCUCCUGGACCAUCGGAGGUGUGGUCGAGGAGGUCAAGGUAAUGAAUGAAUCCAGGCUUGAAGUCGAGUUGGGUGAGGAUAGAGGAUUCACUGAUAGCGGACUGGAGAAUGAGUUGAAUUUCCAGGAGAGCUUCUCCCUUGGAGAUAACUCCCUUUCUGAAGUCUUCAACGAGCAUAAGACAUCUGCUGACGGAGUCUUGAUUAAAUUCAUGUCGUUCCUCGGAAGAGGGGCCUGA
Messenger RNA from Suillus fuscotomentosus, 627 nucleotides. RefSeq lists its product as uncharacterized. The coding region runs from base 1 to 627 and encodes 208 amino acids. The record is from RefSeq and is a predicted model, not a curated record. NCBI's taxonomy places the organism in Eukaryota, Fungi, Basidiomycota, Agaricomycetes, Boletales, Suillaceae. The transcript is spliced from 5 exons.